CGUAUCUGGUUGUGAACCAGCAGUUUAAGCAUUUUCACACUCGAGUACGGUUUGAAUCUAUGUGCGUGAUGAUCGCAUACCACACCAUCACACCAUGGUGUCAAACAGAGUCAAAACGAUAGUCACUACGUCCGUGGUGAACAUGCGAACCCCGUCCAUUCCGUCCACCGGUUACGCGUGUGUCAACAAGUAGUUUAAAUCAUCUUUGAUUUAAACGUUGAAAUAGAUAAUGUUUCAAGUUUGCAUGGUAAUUUUAUUCCUAUCAUAUCAAUAUGAACGAAGUUCUUUGAAUGAAUAGUUUUGAACGCUCAAGAUUCGUAUUGAUCAGACAUAUUAUCACAGUGCCCGAUAAUUUUUCGAGGUUACUGCUAAUGACAAAUUUAUUUUACACCACACUCAAAUAACUAUAAAAUCAUGGAUGAAGUAAUCACCUUGUCAAGUGACUCAGAUGAUUGGGAGCCAAUAAAUAAAUCACGUAAAACCAACACGAAGAAAAUUGAUGACUGUAAAACAGAGUUGACCAAAGCGAGAUUUCCGUUGAGCAUAUCAGAUGACGAAUAUGAUCUUCCUGCAGUCCCUUUUUCCAGUAUAACUGCUGCAAAACAAUACCCUGAAUCUGUGCCUUCAUCUUCAGAAAGUAUUAUGAAAUCCAUUGGUAGUAUUGAAGAAAAGUUAUUAAACAAAUAUUUGGUUAAUGAGAUGAUGAGUGAGCCAAUCACUGAAGCAAAAAAUAAAAAUGUAGCUCCCAAAGUCAAUGAACUAAGCACCAAUCAAAAAUAUUCAUUGAAAACCCAGAGAAUGAAGAAUGCUGAAGACACUGCGCAUAAAAAAGCACAAAAAUUGGCAAACGCAGAGCGUUGGAAGAGCAUGAAGCCUGGAGAAUGCAUGAAGUACAUUAAAGUUGCAAUAGAUCUUAAAUUUCAGGACUUUAGCUUCUUUGAAGAUCUUGUAAGUGAGUUUCGUAACUUGCAGCUUACGUAUGCUAUACAAUCCCAAAAAGUUCUAAAUACCAUUACAUGGACAAGGACCGUGAAAGAAAUUGGUAGUGUUAUCAACCAUUCAAUUGAGGAGAAUCAAAUAAUUAUGGUUGCAGAUUACCGCAACACUUUAAAGCAUAUUGAAAAUGGUACUUUUAUUGCUUCAAUCGCGAAUAUCAAGGAACUCACACCUAACAAAGUAUUGACAUUGAUUAUUUAUGGGAUGGAGAAAUACUUUAAACAUCAUAAGGAUUUAAAAAAAAGGGCAGUCCGAAAAAAUGCAGGCUUAAAUGCUAAAGGCAGAAGUAACAAAGAAUUUGAAGAGUUGCCGGUAAUAACUAAACAAAAAUUAGAAUUGUGCCUCACAGAAAUUCAAUUGAGAUUCAACUGUAGCAGUCAAUUAAUUGAAAAUCCGCAAGAUUUAGCAUCAGUAAUUUAUCGAUACACAAAAGCGAUUGCUGAGGCACCUUACAAAUUGGAAAAAGAGAAAGUGUUACAAGAGAACGAGUUAGGUUGGUACUCAGCUGCAUUAAAAAAAGAUACAGUGCGAGUAGACAAAGAAGGAAAUGGACUGAAAAGACUCUGGCAACAGCAGCUCUGCCAAUUCCACUUGGCUAAAUUAGAAACUGCAGAAGCAAUCCUCUCCAAAUAUCCAUCUCCAUUGCAUUUGAUGGAGGCUUACGCUAACUGCACACCUUCAGAAGGCAUUAGGCUACUCGAACACAUCCCCAUUCGGAGAGCUGCUGGACCGCUCACAACAAUUCGUAAAAUAGGGCCCGAACUUAGUAAAAAAGUGUACGUUAUGUUCACAUCUGAGGACGGCGAAGCCAUGCUGUAGGAUAAACAACCGUGAGUGAAACUUGAUAUUAUUAGUGUAAGAACUUUUUUUUUUAUUUUGUUAUCACACAUAGCGUAUAUGACGUUAUUAAUAACAUAAAAUACGUUGAUUUUGAAAUACUAUGAGGAAAUUUCACUGAGGCUGUGUUUAGAUAAUAUCGUUCGUAAUUAUAUAUUGAAGGAUUAUUUUAGGUUUUCUUUGACCAAUGUAAACAGGAACUUUUUUUAGUUAUGAGAAACAGAAUGCAUAUUUUUUCAUACGAAAGUUUGUUCACUUGUGCAAACUAUUUUAUUACAUUCUAUACAAGCAAAUAAAUAAUGGCAUGUCUUUCGAAUAUUGGGGUAUGUAAUAUUCAAUAUCUGGUAAUAAAUAAUUACUUUUACCAUUGGAAUUCAUAAUGAAAACUUCAAAAAUAGAUUUGUGACUACACUCGCAACACCAUAUUCAUAAUCACAUCAAGAUAAUGAAUCAAGUGUCAUGUUAAAAUUCAUGUGAUAUCGCGUAGGACUGCCAAUAAUAAUCACAAGAAUAAUACGCUUUUUCAAGAAAAAAAGUUACAGAGUUCUUUACCUCAUACUAAAUGCUGUCAGGUCCCAUUAUAAAUGUAUGCCCAAAAGAAUUAUGCUUUAAUAAAUUAAUAAUUAACUUCA
Athalia rosae (coleseed sawfly) is the source of this 2465-nucleotide messenger RNA. RefSeq names its product crossover junction endonuclease EME1 (gene mms4). Gene Ontology annotation, molecular function: DNA binding; nuclease activity. Lineage: Eukaryota; Metazoa; Arthropoda; Insecta; Hymenoptera; Athaliidae. The record is from RefSeq and is a predicted model, not a curated record. Gene Ontology annotation, cellular component: Holliday junction resolvase complex; nucleus. The transcript has 3 exons. Bases 415 to 1815 code for a protein of 466 amino acids. Gene Ontology annotation, biological process: mitotic intra-S DNA damage checkpoint signaling; resolution of meiotic recombination intermediates; double-strand break repair.